Messenger RNA from Vombatus ursinus (common wombat), 656 nucleotides. RefSeq names its product dimethylaniline monooxygenase [N-oxide-forming] 1-like. NCBI's taxonomy places the organism in Eukaryota, Metazoa, Chordata, Mammalia, Diprotodontia, Vombatidae. Gene Ontology annotation, molecular function: NADP binding; flavin adenine dinucleotide binding; N,N-dimethylaniline monooxygenase activity. The transcript has 3 exons. The record is from RefSeq and is a predicted model, not a curated record. The coding region runs from base 103 to 489 and encodes 128 amino acids.
CUCAUCAAGCCUUUGGGAUCCUUGGCAUGCACAUCGGAAGUACAAGCCCGAUGGGCCACAAGAGUCCUGAAGGGCUUGAAUAAACUACCAUCAGCAGAGGCCAUGAGAGAAGACAUUAGCAAAAGGAAAGCCAAUAAAGCCACCGGGUUUGGUUUAUACUUCAAACUGGUUUUGCAAACAGAUCGUGUCGUAUACCUAGAUGAACUCUUGUCCUUCAUCGAUGCAAAGCCCAACUUGUUAUCUCUGCUCCUGGUGGACCCACUACUGGCUUUUAAGGUUUUCUUCGGCCCACUUACCCCAUACCAGUACCGUCUGACUGGCCCAGGGAAGUGGGAUGGAGCCAGGAAUGCCAUUCUGACCCAGUGGGACCGGACAAUCAAGCCAACAAAAACUCGAGUUGUACAAGAGCCUCCAGAUACUUUUUCCCACCUACUCAAAGUCUUCAGCUUUUUGGCUCUAUUUGUUGCUAUAUUUCUUAUUUUCCAAUAGCUGAAGCCCUUGGUUCCUCAGAACAAAUGCACAGGGUAGAUCCUCCAUUAGAGCAGUGCCUUCAUUCCUGGGGUCUUUCUCAGAAUAACUAACUUGGGGCAGCUAGGAGGUGCAGUGGCCCCGGAUUCAGGAGGACCUGAGUUCAAAUCCGGUCUCAGACACGUAAC